This is a messenger RNA of Tripterygium wilfordii, 1088 nucleotides long. RefSeq lists its product as uncharacterized. The coding region runs from base 39 to 770 and encodes 243 amino acids. The record is from RefSeq and is a predicted model, not a curated record. The transcript is spliced from 6 exons. Lineage: Eukaryota; Viridiplantae; Streptophyta; Magnoliopsida; Celastrales; Celastraceae.
CGCUCGCUCGCUGUAAAUUGGUCGUUGAGACUGAAUAGAUGGAAGCGGUGGUGAAGAAGUAUCAGCAAAACUUCAAGAAGGUGAGAGAAAAGAUGGAUCAAUGGGAACAGCUUCAAGGUCUUCUAGUUCAACAGUUUAGGAACGCUUCUUCCAUUAUCGAGAGGUUAGAGACUAUUCAAGAUCUCAGAAAUUAUGGUACUUUGAAUUGUGUGGAUGGAAUUGAAGUCUCCGUAUUUCGUAAGCAGUUGGAAUCUUUGGAGAUCAUCUUGCUAUCAAUGAAGAAGACGAUGGAAGAGAUGCGGAAUAUCGUCGAUUAUAUGGAGAAGAUGCAUCGUAAUAGUGGACAGCUGAUAAAAGUUGGUUCAAGUCAGCCGAGCUCCAAGCAACUGCAUAAUCGAAUUGGGGUUAAACCUUGUCUUGCGGAUUGCUUGGAUGGGCUCAGGAUUCUUUAUGACAUGCAUCAUUCUGAGUACCUUCUCAAGUCAUCUAUUGUUUCAGCACUUUCAUCACUUGCCUUGAAACCUAGUGCUAGUGAUCUAGGAGCGCUACUGCAACUCUUGGUUGAUCAGCCUAACAUUCCCAAAGAAGAAGGUGGGUGGAAAUUGUACAACUCAUUUUUGACAUCAUAUUUGCGGAGGAGAUCUGUUGAAUUCAUUGGGUUUGUUCACAAGAUACUAUGUCGAAGGUCGAAACUUGAACGUGUGGAAGCAGCAUGGACAUGGAAAAUGACGGUAGCAGAACGAUUGUUUCCUUGCAAAAUGACGCUUUGAAAGAAUGUCUAUAAGGGAUCCUGAAAUGAUCAUCUUUGGCAGCUGCAGGGCUCAUAACUUUCCUGGCAGCAAAUGUAGGUCUUUCUUCUACCGAAGGCUUGCAAGAUCUCCAAAUUCUUUUGAGGAACCAAACUAUCCUUUCCUUUGGCCUUCGUCCUAGUUGAAGUGAGACAUGCCACGACUUGUCUGUUUGUGUGCCAAGACAUGUCAACUGUACUGUAUUUUUUUGCAGAACCUAAUACAUCAUAUAUCCUCAAGUCUCCUCAUGCUAAUUAGUCAACAACAUAUGCUGAUUAGUUGAGACUAUGUUGAAUUUGA